AUGCACCGCAUCGUGAUACUAAUGGCGGUGCUCACGAGUGCCAUCGCCCCACAAAGCAAUAUUACAGAAAUUCCAGGUAUUGAAUCGACAAGCUCUUCAAUGAAAAUAAUCGCGGUUCCGACAUCCCAAAAUAUAGUUCAGUCAAUGAUAAACCAGUCAAAGAAACUACCUGCUCGCAAAGGAAAAGGAGACUCGCCAAUGCUGAAUUAUAUUUUCGACUCAUAUGCUACUAGCAACAAGCAUUUUCAUGACAAGUUUCGAGCGCCAUCAUUCGAAGGAGACAUGAGCUCGGAGGAUACGAUAAUUGAAGCUGACACGGGAUCGACUGUACUUUUUGACUGCCAAGUGUCUUCUUUAAGGGACAAAACGGUGUCAUGGAUAAAAGUUUCAGAAAAUGAAAACUUAGAGCUACUAACAAUAAACCUUGAUACCUACACUGCUGAUAACAGGUACCGCGUUGAUGUCGCAGGUGAAACAUGGAGGCUAUUUUUGUCUAACGUAAAAGUGCCGGAUUCUGGUGUUUACUGCUGUCAUGUAUCAACACAUCCACCAAUGCUGAAACGUUUUCAGUUAACUGUCCAUAAACCCGAAAUCAAGAUGAACAAAGAAGCUUUCCUUGAAAGUGGAGAGAAUUUGUCCCUUAAGUGUACAGUGUUUCAUUUAAAUUCAGGUGACGUAACACCUGAGUUGCAUUGGUACAGAGGUAAUACUUCAGCUCCUAUUGAUGAAAUAAGAGGGGGCGUAUUUAUCGAAACAGACCAUGUAAUUAUGACGUCUCAUCUUCAGGUCGCUCGUUUGAAAGUGGAAGAUGCUGGCAACUACACCUGCUCCCUAGAAGCUCCUAUAAAAAUGAGGACCGUCGCUAGAGUUCAUGUCUUACAAGGAUCAAGUUUAGCAGAACUGCAAAGCGGUGUGAAGUCUCAAUCUAGCUACAUUAGUCUUCUCGUCACUGCAAUACUUAUCAAUAUGGUUGCAUGCGUUGCUAUAAGAUGA
Molecule: messenger RNA, 993 nt
Organism: Parnassius mnemosyne (clouded apollo)
Lineage: Eukaryota; Metazoa; Arthropoda; Insecta; Lepidoptera; Papilionidae
Source: the annotation of a GenBank genome assembly